GUUUUUAAUAAGAAGCUUCUGAAAAAGGUUAGGGCAUCUAAAGAUCUGACAAGUGGGACCCUAUGUCUUAAGAGGACCAAGUUGUCCUUUCUGAAGCCAAAUAUAGCUGUUUCUAGUUCCCCUACACCCUUUGUAAUCCUAUCAAGCUCUAAGAUUCCAUUUGGUACACCUACCCUACUUUUAGUCCAUCCCCUGAGCGCUAAGAUUAUUGGGGAGUUUGCUUUGGACCUUGAAAGCUCAUAUAAAUUGGGCCCUCAUAUUCUUGAAGUUUCUCUUCUUACUAGUAGUUCUUCUCUUGUUCCAUCAAAGGUCAAAGGGAAAGAUACGCUUCUUGAGGGAAAGUAUAUAGGGGAGUCACAGGCCCUUGAGGGGUCUAGGCCUUCAAUGUGGGACAAUGGAGAGGAGGAAUGA
Molecule: messenger RNA, 411 nt
Organism: Ilex paraguariensis (yerba mate)
Lineage: Eukaryota; Viridiplantae; Streptophyta; Magnoliopsida; Aquifoliales; Aquifoliaceae
Source: the annotation of a GenBank genome assembly